This is a messenger RNA of Chelonoidis abingdonii (Abingdon island giant tortoise), 2243 nucleotides long. The record is from RefSeq and is a predicted model, not a curated record. Lineage: Eukaryota; Metazoa; Chordata; Testudines; Testudinidae.
CUGGUUAAAUGAGGAGUGCAAAGAGCUAUUGCAAGAGGAGCUGUGGGAAUCAUUAGACACCAGGUCCCAUGGUAUAUGAGCUUAGUUACUUUUGUUCCCUAUUGUGAACAUUUUGGACAGAAGAGCAAUACAUGCUGGGAAAGGUUAAGAAAAUUAGUUCAAAGAGUGCAUUAAAUCAGGAUCAGUUAAUCCUUGUGAUUUGAGCCCAGCAGAUUGGGGAGCUCAAAUGCAGCAGUGAUUAUGAAAGUGAUCCGCAUACUGCAUGGGCCGGAGAAGCUAGGAUGGAAAAUUCAUGGAGAUCUUGGGAGGAACAAGAAUGAAGAAGUCUGUUUCGGGGGCAAAGCAGAGAAAAGAAGAUUAAACGAGCUGAGGAGCCCCAGCGUUUGGUUCCAGGUUCCAUUCUAUCUUGCUCUUUGUUCUUGCAGUGAAAUGACUGCUCUGUGUAUCUCAGUGAACUCAAUCCCUCUGUGAACACAGGGGUGAGUCCUCCAAAUGACUAAAUGAGAACUUUCCCCUCGGCCUCCAGGAUCUGAUUACAAAACAUGGCCCAACUUUCAAACCACUUGUCAGCAAGGAUCCCAGUUCAGCGAUGCCCUCUCUGGCUGAGACACUGACACCAGAACAGAUAACAGAGUACAAAGACGUCUUUGAGAUGUUUGAUGAGGAGGGCAAUGGGUUAGUGAAAACAGAUGAUCUGGAGAAGCUUAUGAGCUUGAUGGGAAUCAACCCAACCAAGAGAGAGCUGGCGACAAUGGCAAAAGAGGUGGACAAAGACAAUAAGGGCACCUUGAACUGCAACAGUUUUCUGGUUUUGAUGGGCAUUUACCAUGAAAAGGCUAAAAACCAGGAUGAAGAGCUGAGGGCAGCAUUCAAGGUCUUUGAUAAGGAACACAAAGGCUACAUUGAUUGGAAUACACUCAAGUAUGUACUGACGAAUGCCGGAGAGCCACUAAAUGAACAGGAGGCUGAACUGAUGAUGAAAGAAGCUGAUAAGGAUGGAGAUGGAACCAUUGAUUAUGAAGAUCUCUGGUUAUGUUUGCUACCAUCUCAAGCAGGCCAUUGUGGAGCAGGAGGAGGAAGGGAAGGAGGCCCUCCAACUACACAAACAGCUGUACAAAAAGAAGAGGGGGUAGCAGAGGGGCUUAAUGUGCAGAGUUUGGAUUCAGGUCUGAACAUCCCUAAGGUUUGGGAAAGUCCAGAUGCAGGAGCGCAAUUCAGGCCCAACUCAAACUGCUUUUAUGUCAACAUGUUCAGUUUCCACCCCCAUUUGCCACAAUGUGAAAUUCCCUGUUUAUCACAGAUGUAUGUUGCCAAUGCCUGGGGAGCACUUUGUCUGGGAGAAGCAGAGGCAAAGCAGGGGUGAGAGGCUUGUCUCUAACAAUAGUUGACAGCUUAAUUAGCUCCUCAAAGUUCAUUACAGCAUAACAGAAUUUGCCUCCAUAGCACCAGCUUGGCAUGAGCCAUUUUCUCACUGAAGAGCCAGAGCGGUAAAACUGAAGCCAUCGGGUCUGCGUUGCUGCUGGUUUAUUUUUAAAUGCUCUGGCAUUUCAUUUGAGGUGCUGUGUAACUAAGGUUCUGUCAGUUUCACACUAACAGUUCUCUUCAGGUGAGAGCUGAGCAGGCAAAUUCCCACUGAAAGAAGGAGGCGAGAUUCUUGUGAGAUGUGCAAAAGAAAUUGCUCAUGCCAUUCUUUAACUGGAAGGGAAAAUAUUACAGUGUGAGAGGCAGCCCUCCCACUACACUUAGCCAAUAAAGACUGAUUAAAAAAAAUUUACCCAAGGCAAUUUAAAGACUCCCAGAGACUCCAUUGGCCUUUGGAUGAGACCCUCAUUUUUGCUCUGGACUAGUGAUUGUGUCAUGACACUAAAAAACCUACUACAUUUGCAAAGAUCCCGGUAGGGCUUGUUCUCUGCUGUCAUCACCCUGUGACUUCAGUGGAGCUGCAACAGAGAAUUUGCCCUGUCGUCUGAGCAUAGAGCUGGGAGAUAGUGAUGCAUGUGAUGUGAGGAAAGUGGGGAUCCCCUUCAACUUCUGGAGAAAAUCACCAGCUUUGGAAAUUCAGAUUUCAAUGAACAAAGCACUGUUCAGCCAACAAGAAUCCAUCUAGUGUCCCUGUGCUUCAGGCCUAUCUUGCUGAGUGAGCAUUAUAGAAGCAUCCUGCAGUGCUGCUUGCCCUAUCAACCUGUGAUGAACCCACUCUAUGGCUGAGCCAGCAGCACAAGGUGAGGCUAAUAAAUCCUGCC